Talaromyces stipitatus ATCC 10500 is the source of this 889-nucleotide messenger RNA. Its product is annotated as short-chain dehydrogenase, putative. Gene Ontology annotation, molecular function: oxidoreductase activity. The coding region runs from base 50 to 889 and encodes 279 amino acids. Lineage: Eukaryota; Fungi; Ascomycota; Eurotiomycetes; Eurotiales; Trichocomaceae. The record is from RefSeq and is a predicted model, not a curated record. The transcript is spliced from 2 exons.
CUUGAAGUUUCACACCUAAAUAUUGCAAAGAGAUCUAUCGAUUGCCACUAUGGACGAGCAGUCAGUUGCAGUAAUCACUGGAGGGACAGGCGACAUCGGCCUGGCAAUCGCCAGACAUCUAGCCCCGACACACCUAAAUAUUUUCCUUCUGGACUUGGAUCCGGACAAAUCUUCUCAGUCUAUAUCGAAUCUUCCCCGGGAAAUACAAGAAAAGAUAAUCACAGUACAAUGUGACGUGACCGACCCAUCAGCAUUAUCCCAAGCAGCCAAAACGAUACUCUCCUUCAAAGGAGCAAGUCUCAAAACACUCGUCAACAACGCCGGCGGCACAAAAAUAGCUUCUCUCCACGAAAUGUCCCCCUUAACCUGGCAAAAAGAAAUCAGCUUAAAUCUUAACGCGGCCUACUUCUGCUUCGACGCAUUUGCGGAGGCCUUCAAACAAAGCACCGAGCCUUGCAAGAGCGUCAUCAAUAUAUCCUCUGUCAAUGGAAUACUUGGCACAUUCGGUAAUCCAGCAUACAGUACCGCAAAAGCAGGUCUUAUCCAAUUUACGCGAACUAUAGCCGCAGAAUACGGCAGGUAUGGGAUUAGGGCUAAUGUAGUUGCUCCGGGAACGGUGAUGACAAGUGCUUGGAAGGAAAAAAUUGAGAGUAAUCCGGGUGUAUUUGAGGAUUUGAAGAAGUGGUAUCCUCUGGGAAGAUUAUUGGAGGUUGAUGAAGUAGCUGGUGCGGUAGCAUUUUUGGCCAGUGAGCAGGCCAAAGGGGUGAAUGGGGUUUGUUUGCCGGUUGAUGGAGGGUUGACGGCGGGGAUGCCGCCUGUUGCGAGAAGUUUUGGUACAUUAGACUAUGAAGGACUCCGGGCCAGUCAGAUAUAUGCGAGGCCCCUGUAG